AUGAGCGCCGAUGACGAAGAUUCACAGCCAUACUUCACCCGUGGCCGCCUCAGUCGUGGCCGCGGCCUCAGAAACAGUACCGGCUGUGCAACAUGUCGCCGCCGUCAUGUCAAGUGCGACGAGAGAAAACCUGUAUGCGGUGGAUGUGAGAGAACCAGACACAAUUGCCUUUACACACCAAGGCGGCCACCAAACAGAAAACGGUCUGGUCCUGUCGUAUCAGUCACCCCGAACAGCGACGCUCCGAAGCCCACGACUCCUCGAGAGCCUCAAUCGCCUCGGUCUCCCAGUCCACCAAACUCCGAGUAUCAGCCCGUCGUCUGUGAUGACGAGCCAGCUCCUCUGCCGGCAGUAACGCUUGGAGAACCACACACAUCAAGCAUAGCAAGCGCUACCACAAUAGCACCGUCCAAUGACGAAGGCAUAGAUAGGUCUAAUCACGCCAGUACCGGUGAUAGACCAGCUUUCGAGCAAGACUCUCCAGAGCAAGUCGACGCGUUAUGCACAGGCAUCACACCACGAGGCACAGCACGCACGUCCAGCUCGUUCGGGGCAAACCUAGAGAACGCCACGGCCAUUUGGGUCGACCUGCUUCUCCAAGAUGCGGCCAUGCAAGAAAUCGAUUUCACCAACGUCAAUUUCGAAGAAGGCGUGGAUCUCUUUGCAAGUUCGGUCGUGCAAUCACCUGCUGUGGGGCGGGGUUUACCAAACACCAGUGGAGAAGGCCUCAGUCCUACGCCAUGCGCGUCACAUCCCUACUUGCAUGAGAGAUCUCCGACGCUCGAUGAAUACCAAUGCCUCGAGAAACAGGCUUGGCGAUCGGCUACGCCUCUACCAAUACAAGCGCAGGAACAUGUUGUUUUCCAAAAUUUUGUGCAACACAUUAGUAGAUGGAUGCAUAAUGUAGGGCUGCUCAAUGCAGUUCUCGCUCUGUCUGCACGUCACCUCUCUUUGAGUACACACUCGGAAGACACACAAACCAGAGACCCCAACGAUGCACUACGAUAUUAUUACAAGACACUACACUAUAUCCAAGAGGCGAUGCAAUACGACACAUACAAAACGAGCCUCGAACUCCUCGCGACCAGCAUCACUGUAUCAGCAUACGAGAUGCUCGACGGCUCAAGGCAAGAUUGGGAAAGACAUCUGAAAGGAGUCUUCUGGAUCCAACGCUCACAAGUCAUACAUGGCGAUUCCAUGGGCUUGAAGCAAGCUGUCUGGUGGGCAUGGAUAUGCCAGGAUGUCUGGGCUGCCUUUCGCGAGAGGCGCCGUCCUUUUACAUUCUGGCGGCCACUCAAGAAAUUGGACGAUCUAGGCCCGUCCGAGCUGGCUGCACGGUCAGUCUACUUCUUCGCUCAGGUGAUCGCGUUCUGCUCGUAUGAAGAGACCGAAGCGGGGAAGAAUGACCCUCACGCGAGGAUCGCGGCGGCUGAUGCCCUGAGAGAAAUGUUGGAAAACUGGAGGCGGCACCUGACGGCCGAGUUCCAACCACUCCCCUACCCGAGUUCUCCUGAUGACAUCUUCGAGCCAAUCUGGAUCAACCCUCCCGCAUUUGCGGUAGCUUUUCAAAUCUACUACUGCUCCCACAUCCUGCUCCUAAUGAAUGUACCCGUUCUAGGUGGACUUGAACAGUACACACAGCAGAGGAAGCGUCUGAUGGAAUGCGUCAAGAAAGUUUGUGGUAUCGGCAUGACACUGUCAGACUAUCCAUCGAGUGUUUUGUGCUCUCAGUGUCUAUUUAUCGCCGGCAUACCCCUCGAGAAUAGUAGAGAACGGAAAUGCGUUCUAAAUCUGCUACAAGCCUGCCACGCUCGAUCAGGCUGGCCUGUGAAGCCACUUGGGGAGGAGUUGAAGCUUCGAUGGGAAGCUUCCGACGCCUAA
Molecule: messenger RNA, 1881 nt
Organism: Colletotrichum abscissum
Lineage: Eukaryota; Fungi; Ascomycota; Sordariomycetes; Glomerellales; Glomerellaceae
Product: catalytic activity protein
Exons: 5
Coding region: 1-1881 (626 amino acids)
Biological process (GO): positive regulation of transcription by RNA polymerase II
Cellular component (GO): nucleus
Molecular function (GO): transcription cis-regulatory region binding; zinc ion binding; DNA-binding transcription factor activity, RNA polymerase II-specific
Source: RefSeq, a predicted model, not a curated record